Molecule: messenger RNA, 6350 nt
Organism: Sclerotinia trifoliorum
Lineage: Eukaryota; Fungi; Ascomycota; Leotiomycetes; Helotiales; Sclerotiniaceae
Source: the annotation of a GenBank genome assembly
CUCUCACUAACAAACUUCACUCAUUUCACACUCCUACAUCUAGACCAUUUCAUGCCCCCUUCAUCCACCACCCCAUGGAUACAUAUACCAUAUAUUCUCCGGGAGCGAUCCAUUUAGAACUUCAUUCAUAUUGAGUGACGGCAUGGUACCACUAUCUGACGACGCAUAUUUUUAUCUCAAAUUUCAAUUCUCAACAUGUAGUGUACCAAGUAGAAAGAAGAAAACUAAUGAAAAUUGUCAUGGAUCCCAGCCACCUUCGAUAAGUAUGUACAGAAUAUGUAAUGUACGUACUUUACGGAGUACUUUCAUGUAUACAGAACAAAUGCUUUUCUCCGUAGCAUUUGUGUUGUUGAUGGAUGUGUUGGCAAGCAACAGCACAAACCUUAACAAAGCAGAAGCACGAGCUGAACACAGCGAGAAUAGGAUAUCCAUCUGAUUUGAGAUAGGAUUGGAUAUGCGUCUUAUGAACAUAUUGUAGAAAACCAUUUCACUUGCCGUAAGUACUUUGGCCAUGCAAAUAACCCUUUUGCAGCUGUCAUCGGUGGUUCCACAGCAUAGUCACGAUGGCAAGACAACUUAUUCAUAGGUCAGCCUCAUGUGCAUUCUCCCCUUACAGCUCUUUAUACGAAGGUACAUUUUGCUCCCGCGUGGCGGCAGGCAUCGAACCAAACCUCCAUGAUCUAUCCAACCCACCAUCGUCUAGCUUAUUAGCAAAUUUUAGAACGACCUGCCAAAACACCCGCACAUACCACACCCGAAUUUGGUGUAAUUUCGUCCUUUGUCAUGAACGGAAGAUCCACCCCCCCUCUUCAAAAAAGAAAACACAUUGAGAUAUUCUAAUUAUUUUGAUUCUUGUCUCCAUCUGCACAAGCUUGCACCAUAUUUCAAGAGACCCUCCAUGACCACUCACUUGCCAUUCGAUAUUAAUUUCUAUUAGGCUUUAGUAGUAUGAGCCGAUGCACUCGGACUACCGAACUGCAUCGAACUGCAUCUGUCCGUGAGCUCACUGGUCAGACACCAGCCAAAUUGAAACGAUUGAACGAAUUUCCGAAAUCGAACACUAGCCUUCAUAUCAAACAUGUCAUUCUAGAACAAAGGGAAGUUUGUUUGGUGGUUCUUGACUCUUGAAUCAUGCAAAUUCAAACAAAUGUAUCUUUUGAUUUACGGAAACAUUGGCCAAGUCAACUCCGUGAAUGAUUCUACUCCAUAUGUUCCACACUAUGAUUUUUCGCAUCGCAUCAGCUUCCCAAAGUAGCUUGUGUGGAGAGUUGGGGUCAAUCGUGUGUUGUAUCAAUUGUGAUUCACCAUAACCCGGGUGAAGAAGAUCCAAGUGUUCAGAUGAUGAACCCCAUAUAAAGGAAAUCUCGAAACAUGGCGGACCACUCUGCCACACGGCCACCAUGCAUGGGUCUAAAAUUUCCCUACCGAGCACAAGGGCCAAGAAUUCUAUGGGUUCACCCAUAAACAGACAAAACUCGACCAGAGAGACCCCUGGACUACUAUCGACAAGGCUCCGAAGAUGGGACCCAGUUCUAGUAACUUACCCAGUCAGCAUGGAAUAAGUGUAUAACAAGAGUAAAGAGUGUGGGGAAUCUCAACUUCAAACACUAGACAAAGUUCCGUUUUGCUAGUGAACUCAAUGCACUCAGUGCCACUCAUGCAAGUUCACCACUGCUAGCCCCCGGAUUGGUUCUUCACUCCUCACUGACCUUGCUUCAUAUCCAACAUUCAAUGUCUUUGCAGUACUACUUGGGGUUAUGUCGGUCGCCGCCAGUUGCAGUCUUCCUCUGUUGUUUCCUCACCAGUAUCCGAUCGCGCUUUCCCGAAGUAGCCCUACUUCAUUCAUAGUAGUCUCAAUCAUCGUCCUUGGCUUCGUCUUAUUUUCCUGACCAUUUAUUCGCCUGACUUCGGAAUUCAUUUUGUUUGUCAACUCAUCUCGACGUCAGCAUAUUCCGGACCUUGAUAUCCUCGAUAAAGUGUAUUGUCAACAGUUCAACAGAGACUUUAGAUCAAAGGCUAAGAGUAAACACUUGAGGUAUUUGACAAUCGACGUCGUAUUGCCUGAUAUAUUCAUUCACCGAACAAGCAGAUAGCUACUGUCCAAGCUGGCAUCGACGUUUCGACGAGACUUGAAGGCAUAGACCAUCUCAUUGUUUUCUCCUGUUCUCUAGCAGAUCCACAACUUGAUUACAUCAGGUCAGAUGUUUGGACGAUAUUAACGAUACACCAAGCUUCACAGUAGGUGUUUCGAAGGUUUCCGAUGAGGUCAAUGCAUUGUCGGAUGUCGAUCUACGAAUUAGCUUAGCCCUGUCAAUUCGCAAGAGCAUUUGGGAUUGGCACCACUGCUAUUUUGCAGUAUCACUCUAUUCAAGUCAAUCUGAACUAGGAAGACUCCUUGUCAGUCAAGUCCUUUAGAUCAGUACGAGGUCUGAAACAACCGACAUCAUUCAUAUACUUUAUUGCCACAUAUCCUCGUUGACCUUCUUCUGAAUUGAAAGGUCUUUCAAGUCGACAAGCCAUCUUCUUAUCGAAUCGACAAAGAGUCUAACUGAUCGAAACCCUUCUCACAAGUUUGCAAGGCAUAGAAGAAAGGAGCGCCGAUCGCCAGAAAGCCUACAUGAAAGGAAAGGCACAGGAAUAACAUCCUGCAGCGCGGAGGAUAUAUUCAUUUGAAGUUCAGAGAAUCUCAUCCCUUUCAAGAUGGACGUUACAUCAUUGUUGAAUUCAAGCAGUGUUGCUGCUGAGCAGCAAAAGAAUCAAGGAGAGAAAUUCGUUCUACCAUCGAGAAAUCGAACUCCAUGGGACGCAAAUGGCUAUUCACUGCCAAUCAACGCAUCAAAUCAUACGAUUAAUAUUAAAGAAUUCGGUACAGGAAAUGAGUUGAGUACGGUGAACGCCAUGAACCCGAAAAUUCACUUCUAUGAUUCGCAUAGGAUGGAUUUAGAAAAGUCACCUCAUCAUAAAUUUUCUGAUAGUCGGAGCAGUUUGUCUUCCUUUACUUCAACAACCAACUCAACUACACCCUCUUCUUCGAACCACUCCAGAUUUAGUUCUUUCAGUACCAUCAACAGUAGCUAUCCGAUUACUUCUUUGCACAGUCACUGCAAAUCUUCAUCGGAGAAUUCUACAGAUUUAAGUUGUUCUCCUUAUUCCUCGAUUACCCAUCAAAGCAAAAUCGAGUCGCGUUCUGCCCCGACCUCCCCACACGACAGGAAGAUCAGCAUCAUGGUUUCCAGUCCAACAGAAAACCUUGAUGCUUUAGCCACCUUAGCUGAGCAAGAGUCUUCUCGUUCGUCCCCUGAGAAUAAAGGUGUCCGAUCUCAAAGCAUGGCAGCCGCACCAGGAGCUUCGCUGACUGACUCUGCUGAUUCCAUCAAAGAGUCGGAUAGUCGACCUGAUUCUCCAAGUGAUGCUAUGUUGAUCAGACGCCCAGAUCUACCACGCUUGAAUACUGAUGCAAGUGAUAACGGCUUUGAGUCAGAUCAGUAAGUUAUACGCUUGAUACAAUUUCAUCAUCCUAUGUUUCUUCCCAUCCAAUGUUGUUUAUACUAUCGAUUUAUCAGCUCAACUAACAUCAACUCAGUAGUAGCAAUUAUUAUCGCAGCGCUCAGCUUGAGUUUAAUCAUGGAGCCAUGCAUCCUACAUUGCACAAGCGAAACAUUUCUGCACCAAUUUUGCGCCGACCAAGCCGUGUUUCAGCAUCUGGUGUUGGUCCAAUUCCCGAACUCACGCCACCCAACUCUACCCGUCUUGCGAACCUUCCAUCACCUCUAGAUGAUGGAGAUGAGGAUGCAGAGGGCGACCCAGCUACACCACCACCAGCAGAUGGGGAUGCAGACACUAUUCCUGAGUGUAUGUACAUUCCCAAUUGUGACACGGGUUCGCAACCUCGCAAGGCGAUCUCACACAUCUUUGGUCGAAACAAGAUGUGUACUAGGUUGAUUCCACAAUCUGUUUGGGUCCACUAUUGUCGCAAGCAUUAUCAACGCUCCCGUUAUCGUAAUCCUAAGGAGUAUGCCAAGCUACAAUGUGAUUUGGUACAACAGCAAAUUCGUCGUGUAUACGACUGGUCUUCACAAAACUUGCGUCGCGGUGAACCAGGUACUAUCAAAGACUGGGGCAUAGCUAUUAGAAAGCGUGAGCAGAAGCGGUUGGAUGAGCUCAAGGGUUCGGGCCGAAAGAGACGUGCUUCUACCUUGGAUGAUGAGGAAGAGGGCGACGAAGAUGCACAGGGUCACCGUCCACCAACAGCUGUUCCAGAUUGGCUUCUUCAUGUCAUCGGAACAGGUUAUUCCACCGAAGAGAUUCUGGAAAUUUUCAACCGCCUCCACCAAGAAGUUCUUGAAGACCUCUUACCUUGUUUCCCAGACAUUGAGAUUCUUCCAAACAUCACCGUCGACCAAGAUGAACCAAAGUCUCCCAAGGGCUAUACAAAGCGCAAGGUAUCAUCUGCCGGUCACAAGCGCUCCCAAUCUCUUGGUGUCGGUGCUAUGAAGACACAAAGCUACAGCUCUCCUGCCGGAAAAGAUCGAAAAAUGAGUCAACCAGUCCAAUACCAGAGCCCAAAUAAUGGAGUUCCUGUCUACAGCGCCACCAUGAAGCGUCGUCGUCCUAAUCCAGGCGAUGCUAAUUCUCAACAUAUGCAAUUUGCACCACUCUCAACAGAUGUCGAGCGUCGUCGCAUGUCAUUCCAGCCUGCUUUCCCUAGCUUUGAUCGAAUUGAUGAAAAUUAUCAAUCACAUAUCGGUGACAAUGACUUUGAAUUCCCGAGGAGUCGUCACAGUGGUCGGUCCUCUUCUGUUUAUCAAUCGCCAUUGGCGGCACCAGUUGCCCGUCCUUUGGGUAUCCAUCAAAACCAAGUGGAGACACAGAUUCAACAGAUGGAGACCGGUGGUGCUAGCUUCAGCAUGAAUGGCGGCAUGGGAACGGGUAUGAGCAUGGGUAUGCAAAGUAUACUACCCAAUCGUAGUCGUCCUCAACACCAACGUUCGCAUUCUGAUUUUGUGGUUCCUCGAACUGCAAUGCAACAAAAUAUGAUGUCUGGAACUGCUAUGCAGCCAAACCUCAUUUCUUCCCAGAACUUCAACAACAAUAUUGAAUUCUCAACCCCUCAAUAUCAACAACCAAUUUAUGGUCAAUUGAAUGAGUCUCACCAACAACAAGGUGUUCGCCAAAACUCUUACCACAUGCAGCAAGGUCGUCGUCAAUUUGCUGAACAACAACACCAACAACAACAGUUUGCCCAACAGCAACAAUUCCAUCGACAACCUUCAGCAACUAGCAGCGUUGGCAACAGCCCUGACAUAAGUUCAGUCGGUCAAACCAGUAACCCCGCUCUUCAACAAGGUUUUCAAGCCAGUCCCAGACGAACUCAAAGUUCCCAGAUGCGAGGCAAUCAGAUGUUUGAUGAGAACACCACCAGGCGUCGUAAAUACGACCAAGGCAAUUAAUAUUAUAAGGCAAUCGAUUUUUCCAAUCAUUGAUUUUGAUUCCUUUCCGGUUUUGGGACGAUUGUUUAAGGGCGCAAAUGGCUUUAUGAUACCCAUUUGCACGAUUCAAGUUACUGCUUUGUUUUCUCUGUUCUGUUCUAUUAUGGUUCUUUCUACAUCAGACUAUCGCAUUCAAUCAACCAGCUUUUACAAUCACUUGUGUGGCGAUCUGAUCCUUACAGCCCGAUCUUGAAUACUCUCCUCGAAGCUUCAAUCAGACGAUGAGUAUACUGUUAUGAUUUGCGCAUUCGGAAAUUUCGGAUUAGAUGCUUCAGAUUGCGUCUGAUUUCUUUGAUAUCACUGUCACGUAUUUACUUCAUCGGGAUGUGAUUCAUGAAAACAUAACGUCUAAUGUUCUUCGAUGAUAUGCAUCAGGUGUACUAUUUCUUUUGUUUUUCUUUUUCUUUUUGGUCUGAAGUCUCGUCUUCAGAUAAGCGGGUUUCUUUUUUGCGUAGUUUUAGGAGGUAGAUCGAUAGCAUAUAUGGAAUGGAUUGGAUUGGAUUGAGGAUGGGAAAUGAAUACGGGCGUUAAAAAUGCAUGGUGGAGUAUGGAUUGAUUGAUUGAUUGAUGGUUUGAUGCAUGCCGAUGAUCAUGAAUCGAUGGAUGGAUCAAUGAUGGAUUGAUUGGAUAUCACUUUCUUUUGUUUGUUCGUCACUUUGCAUGGUUCUCAGCGCGUGGAUUUGUUUUCUGCUUUUUUUUUUGGGUUUUUUUUGGGGACUCGUGGCAAGCAAGCAUACAUAUAGGAAUACAUACAUACAUAUGAACAUAUGAAUACAUAGGACAUAGGAUAUAAGAUAUAAGAUACAACCCCUCAUCAGGUAAAUGAUGUGUAAUUAAUAGAUAGGUAGAUAGGUAGAUAGU